AUGUCGAGCUCCAUGGAGCCACGUCCUCUGGCGUCGGCCUUUGAGAGCCCGACCUUCGACGAGGACAGCUCCUUUCAUGUGGAGCAGCCCGUUGGGUCCAUGUCUAUCUCGCCAUGCGGUCGAGAUGUGGUGCUGGCUUCCAAGGAGGGCCUCCAUGUCAUCGAUCUGGACUCGCCAUACUCGCCGCCGCGCUAUCUGCCUCACCAUACCCCGUGGGAGGUGGCCGAUGUCCAGUGGUCACCAUUCGCCUCGCGCGACUACUGGGUGGUCAGCACAUCCAACCAGAAGGCUUUAGUCUGGAACUUGGCUAUGAAGACCUGGCAGAACUCAAUCGAGCAUGUGCUCCAUGCACACUCCCGAGCCAUCACCGACAUCAACUUCUCCGCGUUCCACCCGGAUAUCCUCGCGACGUGUGCGGUCGACAGCUUCAUUCACUGCUGGGACCUGCGCACUCCGUCGCGACCGGCGAUUUCAUUUUCGGAUUGGUUUACCGGCGCCACGCAGGUCAAAUGGAACCGACAAGACCCUCAUGUCAUUGCCAGCUCCCACGACCGGUUUCUUCGCAUUUGGGAUGAUCGCAUGGGCGCAUAUCCGAUACGGUCCAUCGAAGCUCACAACACCAAGAUCUAUGGCGUGGAUUGGAAUCGUGUCCGACGGGGCGCUAUAGUGACCUGCUCUCUGGACAAAACCGUCAAGUUCUGGGACUAUACCUCGGAACGAGAAACACCCGAAAAGCUCAUUCGAACCCCCUUUCCAGUCUGGCGAGCGAGAAACACUCCCUUUGGCUGGGGUGUGCUGGCGAUGCCGCAACGGGGUAACAAUGACCUUCACCUGUACAGCCGGCGAGCUGGCGAGGGCAGCAACCCAGACGAGGACCUACCUCUGGUGCAUAGCUUUCCCGGACACAAAGGCCAAGUGAAGGAAUUUCUGUGGAGGCCCCGCGGAGGCGUGGCGGACGGAAUUGACCAUCGAGAAUUUCAGCUCGUGACCUGGGGAGCGGACCGAGAGCUUCGUCUGCACCACGUGGACCCAGAUAUACUGCAACGCGUCGGCUACGAGAAGGGUAAAUCCUUUAUAUCUACACGGAACGUGACCCGCUUAGGCGCGGUAUACAAAAGUUUCCGUGAUGUGAACUCAGACCUGGACAUUGAAGACCUCGAAUCGGCCUCAUCCAUCGCUCCGAACGCCUCAAAUUCGCACUAUGGAGGUGCUGGAACCGGGAUGAAUGCGAUAUCCGUCCCCUACUCGCGCGGUUGGGCACGUGGAGGUCACGCCGACACCCGGGUCGGCAUGCAGCCACGCUCGAACUUGAGGGCCGACACCAACCCGAUUACCUGGAUGCGAGGUGUGAAGAUAUCGGGUUGGGAUAUCGAGACUCUGGGCGACGAAAUCAGCCAUGUCGGCGAAAAGUUCACCAAGGUGGUUUUCGACUCGGUCGAUGUACGCCAACGGAAGAUCACUAUAUCCCUGAACGGACCCUGGGGUGCCGAGGGCGCUUCCCUCUUCCUCAAAGUGGACAUCAAAUUCCCAGUCAGCUACCCCAAGAGCGCCACGCCGACAUUCAACAUCCAGAAAACCGCAGCGGUGACCGAUGAACUAGCCGGAAAACUUUCUGCAGAGUUGCGAACCAUUGCGGAGACCUACAUGUCUCGUAUGCGAGGAUGCCUCGAAGGUGCUGUUCGCUACCUUUUGGGUGAAAGCAGCCUGGAGGAAAGUAUCGCGUGGAUUCUCGGCGAGACUGGUGAGAAUAUCAAGUCUCUGAUGAACGGCGAACUGGAAGGCGACUCCAGCGACGAGGACGAAGUGGGCAUGACACAGAGCCAGGAGCUGGGGAUGAGUACUGAACUGCUGCGGCCAGUCAAUGCGAACGUCAUGGUACCGGUAGCCAAGGCGUGCGGUGCGCUGUGGGCCAACGACGGUCGCCUCGUCUGCUUUUUCCCACCCAAGAAAGACAAAUCAAUGGACAUGUUUGAAAACCUGGGAUUCAAAGAAAUGACCCGUCUGUCACGAUCAGGCAAGGUUUUUGAAGGCUUUGGUCGCCUCCAAACAGCCUCCCCUGGUCCACGCGGAUCCAUUACCAUGACCAGCACGGACGAUGAUGGCACCUCUGAUUAUUCCGACGAGUCAGAGUCAGAGAGCUCCAGCUCUUCGGGAUCAUCUGAUGACAUUAUUGCUGGGCUGCAGACCCGCUUUCCCGCACCGCAAACCUGGCGAAGCGCUGGUAGUUUGGGUAUACAUCGCCCGCGGUCUACAGAUAAUUCUCAACGAUCGACAGGAGGAACUGGGACCGUUAAGUCGGCCGAAGCACCCAAGAACGUCGUCUCCAUUCAUGACUUGAGCGAUAUGUUACCUGUGAAGCGGGAGCUGGCGAGCAAGUACCGCAUCACCGGUAAAGGAACAGAUGUCUGUGCCCACAACGCCGCCGUCGCUCUGGAUGCUGGCUCCUACGAGUUGGCCCAAAUCUGGGGGCUUAUCAAGCUCAUAUUGCAUGUGCGAAGAAACCCUGGCACACCUUUGGAAUCGGGGCUGGGAGUGCGGCGUAUGCUGCAGCAGAGGAAAGACGAGCUUGCUUCCGGUCUUUACAAAGGCGUCGCCAAUAGCGUGAUCCGAUGGGGGGAUCAUCCACUCGGUAGCCAUUGGCUAGUACCCGCUCUGUUCGAUCAUUUUGAGCGCAUCGGUGAUGUCCAAAUGUUAGCUAUGCUCUCGUGUGUGCUUCUCGAGGCCAACCCAGAGAGCAGAGCUAUAGACGAACCGCAUAAAUCCCCUUUGAGGGGCUCGAGACAACAUUCUACUUUCUCCCUGCAGUUUUCGUCUAGUGGCUCUACUGCGCAAAACAAGUCACUGGCCCCUACACCCGCGUCAUCGGUACCCAGAGAUACCUACACCCCGGCGCGAUCGUCAAGCGAGACUUGGCGGAUUGACGGGACACCUCCAUCACAUUCGACUGGCACUACACCUCCAUACGGUUCUCGCCCACGAGGCAUUAUUGACCGCAAAUCUCAGAGCCACAACGUUUCCAUUGCUGCAUCGCCGGACCAGCAAUUCCAGUCGCGCGGGGGAUUUGGAUCUGCGUUGGCAUCAUCACUUUCCCGGUCAUUCACCUUCGGACCGUCGUCAGCGUCGCCGCCGGUAGCCAACAAGAAGAAACCCAGUCCGGGAGAGAGCCCGGGCGCCGCCGCGGGUCAAGGGGUAGGGUCCACCACCAAUAAACCAGCGAUUCCCAGCUAUCUAACCUCUUCCACUACUAUCACCUCACAGACCUACUCCGAUACCGAAAGCGACAGACCGUCUCAACCGGCCAAACUAUCUGGGAGGUUCAAAGUCACGUUCAAAAACCAAAACGCGUUCAAUGGGGACGGCGCAGCCGCAUCGGACGCCCUUCUCGACCGUAACAAGGAGUGGCUGUACCGAUCGUACCGGGCCGCGUAUGCGGACCUGCUGUCAAUUUGGGACCUGCCCGUCCAGGAAAGUGAGGUCCUCAAGAUCGGUACGGUUGGUGAACGCGAGGAUGACUUGCACGCGAGCUCGUACUGGACCCGUCACGGCUCGGCCGUUACUGCGAUAUGGAACGACACCUCGGACCUGCAGGGUCUGGACUUCCAGCGCCACUGCAUGGGCUGCGGCCAUGCUCUACAGCUAUCCAUCUUCACCCCGCCAAGCCAGAAGACCGACUCAACCCGGUCAAGUCGUCAAUCCGCCACUUCACCAUCGUCGACGAUAUGUCGGAAUUGCAAGCCGCCACAACCACUUCCAACUAGACUGCCCUGCGUUAUCUGCGCCGAAGUCGUAGACGGCAUGCUGGUCCCCUGUCUCAACUGCGGCCAUGUAAGCUGUUUCGACUGUCAUCGACAAUGGUUCCUCGCACCGGGCGAUCGAUUCAACAGUCCCCUCGAGCAAUCCGAUCCCACCAAGACCCUACCCAGCUGUCCUACAGGAUGCGGCUGUAUCUGCUCCGAGCACGUAACCGCCGACGUUCCCAUGCCAACAUGGAGAGAGCCUGAUGUUGUCGCACCCGCGAGUCCCAAGCCGGAACCUCCCUCCUCAUCUACUACCCGUCGCAGCCAACAACCCGAUAAACGCCAGAGCCGCCGCAGAUCUGAGCCCGCACCCGCCGAUGGAGGUCUGGCGCAACCAUCUAAACUCGCGGCCGGACAAUUGGAAGAUGACCUCGAUCUGUGGCAGGAGACGUCCCCGUUUGCAUCGCUGGCUCGGGGACUGGGCGGUGGUCUGAGUCGCGGAUUGCGCACAACUGAUGAACGACGAAAGUCGAAGUCUAGAUCUCCUGUUGUGGCUGCGAGGCGUACAUAA
Messenger RNA from Penicillium riverlandense, 4308 nucleotides. RefSeq names its product Mtc5p. Lineage: Eukaryota; Fungi; Ascomycota; Eurotiomycetes; Eurotiales; Aspergillaceae. The transcript has a single exon. Bases 1 to 4308 code for a protein of 1435 amino acids. Gene Ontology annotation, molecular function: protein binding. The record is from RefSeq and is a predicted model, not a curated record.